Messenger RNA from Cucumis melo (muskmelon), 1640 nucleotides. Its product is annotated as indole-3-glycerol phosphate synthase, chloroplastic. The record is from RefSeq and is a predicted model, not a curated record. The coding region runs from base 216 to 1454 and encodes 412 amino acids. Lineage: Eukaryota; Viridiplantae; Streptophyta; Magnoliopsida; Cucurbitales; Cucurbitaceae. Gene Ontology annotation, biological process: L-tryptophan biosynthetic process. Gene Ontology annotation, molecular function: phosphoribosylanthranilate isomerase activity; indole-3-glycerol-phosphate synthase activity. The transcript has 10 exons.
GGGAGAUUUAUGUUGCAACCUUCUUCUGGCUCCAAGUCCCAACAGCAAAAACUUCCACAAAUUUGUUCCUUUUUUCUUAUAACUUUCAAAAUGAUUUUGACCCUUUUUUUGUUUUGUUUUAAAUUUUGGUGUUAAUUCCCCAAUUCUCCAAUAUCUAUAAAAUCGAUUGCUUCACGAAAGCAGGGCUUUCAAAGGAGCUCAAGUUUUGGACGACAAUGGAGGGUCUCGCUUCCCUCACAACAAUUCCCAACGUUUCCUUUCAACCCGUCUCCUCUUCCACUCGCAGGUCAAAGUUUCUUUCCAGACGGUUGAAUCUCGGGCCUUCAAUGGACUCUUUUUUGAGGAAUUCAAUCACUCUUGCCUCUUCUUCUUCUUCUUCUUCUUCUCCCAUGUCCACUCCCAUCCGAGCUCAACAGAUAGAGUCAGAGACUGGGUCAGCUGCGGCUUCCCCAGUUACUGAAUCAGAAGAAAAUGCUUUGAAAGUGAAGGAAUGGGAAGUGGGGAUGUUCCAAGAUGAAGUGGCAGCAAGUCAAGGCAUUAGGAUUCGUCGCAGGCCGCCCACUGGACCGCCAUUGCAUUAUGUUGGACCCUUUCAGUUCAGAUUACAGAAUGAAGGGAACACUCCUAGGAAUAUUUUGGAGGAGAUCAUAUGGUACAAGGACAAGGAAGUUUCACAGAUGAAAGAAAGAAGGCCUCUCUUUGCGUUGAAAAAGGAUCUUGAGAGGGCCCCUCCUGCUAGAGAUUUCCUUGGAGCUCUCAAAGCUGCCUACCUUAGAACUAAUUUGCCUGGUUUGAUCGCUGAAGUGAAAAAGGCUUCUCCUAGCAGAGGAGUUCUAAGAGAGGAUUUUGAUCCUGUUGAGAUUGCCCAAGCGUAUGAGAAAGGUGGAGCAGCAUGCCUUAGCGUUCUCACAGAUGAAAAGUUUUUUCAGGGAAGCUUUGAGAAUCUGGAGAAGAUAAGGAAUGCCGGAGUGAAGUGCCCUCUCUUGUGCAAAGAAUUUGUGGUUGAUGCAUGGCAGAUCUACUAUGCCCGAUCCAAAGGUGCCGAUGCCAUUCUUUUGAUUGCUGCUGUUUUGCCUGAUCUUGACAUUAAAUAUAUGGUGAAAAUCUGCAAGAUGGUCGGUUUGACCCCCCUUGUUGAGGUUCACGACGAGAAGGAAAUGGAUCGUAUGCUUGCAAUUGAAGGCAUCGAGCUUAUUGGCAUCAACAAUCGAAAUCUUGAAACAUUCGAGGUCGAUAUCAGCAACACCAAAAAGCUUCUUGAAGGAGAGCGUGGACAAAAGAUCCGCGAGAAGAAUGUUCUCAUAGUGGGAGAAUCCGGGCUGUUCACUCCUGAUGAUAUUGCUUAUGUGCAAGAAGCUGGUGUUAAAGCUGUUCUGGUUGGCGAGUCAAUUGUGAAACAGAGCGACCCAACGAAGGGAAUAACCGGACUUUUUGGUAAAGACAUCUCUGUUUAAGCUUGAAGAAAAUUGAAACUGUUGUAUUUUCAAUAUGUUGGUUGCCCCCAUUCGGCUCUAAUUUUAUUUACCUAUAUGGUAUUUCAAGCUGUAAGUGAUCAAAUAGAGUCUGGAUUGUCCUGCCUUCCAAAAUGGAAAAAUAAAGCAUGCGUUAUGCAUUAAUACAAUAAAUGUUGUAGGAUACCA